GGGGAAAUUAUAAAAAAGCUGGAAAAAGUUGAUAGUAUGAGUUUGGGAUUAGAACAUUUUUUUCGUGAAUUGGGAGAAAUAUAUGAAAUUGCGCUUACAAAUUCAAACCACACUACUCAAAGUGUUCUGAAGUACGCAGAACUUUAUGCUGAAUUGCUUAUUAAUGGUCAUGCCAUUGAAUUACUUGAUGGUGACGCUGGAAAUAUGUCAGGCACUUGGCUGUCAGCAAUUUGUAACGAAGUCAUUAAGCGAUUCCCUAAGCUGCAGGUAUUUGUAAUUUCUAUACUUGGACUCCAGUCAUCUGGAAAGUCUACUCUUUUGAAUGCUCUUUUUGCAAGCAAGUUUGCGGUGUCAGUUGGUCGUUGCACUCGAGGUCUUUUUAUGAGGCUAGUGUUCUUAGAAAAAAAACUCUGUGAAGAACUUAAAGUAGAUGCCAUCUUGAUAAUUGAUACAGAGGGUCUUGGAGCUCCAGAGAAAGUCAAUGAUCCAGAAGCAGAUCGCAAAGACCGCCUACUUGCAACAUUUGCAAUGGGUGUCAGCAACUUAACACUCAUCAAUAUAUUUGGAGAAUAUAUGCGAGACUUAACUGAAAUCUUACAAAUAGCAAUCAUUGCAAUGGCACGUUUAGAAAAGGCUCAAAUGGCUCCAGAUAUCUUUAUAGUGCAACAUCUCACAGAGAAAGAUACAUCGAAAACUGCCAGUAGUAUAGAUCAAUUUUGUGAAGCACUUCAGAAGGCGUUGGAAGUUACAGACAAAAAAGAUAUUGAGAUGGGAAUUGCAAAUUCGAAAUGUUUAAAUAACCUGAACGAUCGAAUACAAAAAGGAGAACUCCUCAAACAAUUUCACCCAUUCAAAAAUGGUGCAA
Molecule: messenger RNA, 865 nt
Organism: Ambispora leptoticha
Lineage: Eukaryota; Fungi; Glomeromycota; Glomeromycetes; Archaeosporales; Ambisporaceae
Source: the annotation of a GenBank genome assembly